This is a messenger RNA of Chlorella variabilis, 1173 nucleotides long. RefSeq lists its product as hypothetical. NCBI's taxonomy places the organism in Eukaryota, Viridiplantae, Chlorophyta, Trebouxiophyceae, Chlorellales, Chlorellaceae. The transcript has 6 exons. Bases 1 to 1173 code for a protein of 390 amino acids. Gene Ontology annotation, molecular function: protein binding. The record is from RefSeq and is a predicted model, not a curated record.
AUGCGGGCUUUCGGAGUGGGCUGCCAGGCGCAGGCAGCACCACACACGACGCUCAGGGCGCGUCACCUUGCAGAAGCGGCGCACCUGGCAGCAGCGCCGCGGCAGCAGGGCUGCUGGGCACGCCCGCCGCCGCGGCAGCACCGUCGGGACCUGGCGGUGCGCGUGCGGGCAAUAGGGUUUGACCUCCCUGGAGCGGAGCAGAGCAACAAGAGCGCUGAGAAAUCAGCAGAGGAGCUAACCCGGGGGGCGGCCAGCCUGCUGCUGUACAGCCAGGUCCUCAAGGGCAAACCGGCACAGCAGUACGGGGAGAUGUACAGGCAGCUGGCAGCAGACGACUACGCCAGCUGGCAGGACUAUCUGCUGGACCAGGUCAUCAAGGGCUCCGACAACCCGCUGGCCCGCGCCGCCGCCGCCGGCAAGCCCACCGCGCACCUGCACCGCGCCGCCGCUCACGACCUGGAUGUGCUGCAGCAGCUGGCUGUGCUGGAGCGCACGCUGGCCACCUGGGUCAGGGACUCGGCCUACGGAGUGGGGGAGGAGUGGCUCGAGGCCGCCAGCUGCCUGGCGCCGCGGGAAGGGGCCGCGGCCGGCGGCGAGCCGCAGCCGGUGCCGCAGGCGCUGCUGGGCGGCGAGGCGCCGCCGCCGCAGCUGCUGGCGCCGCUGACGGACGCGCAGCGGGCGGGGCUGCGGGCCGAGCUGGCGGGCAAGUGGAAGUGGAGCGAGGGGGUGGAGCUCCUGGUGCGCUACCACGCGGCGCACGGCUGCGGACUGGUCAGCCAGCACGGGGUGCUGACGUGGGUGGACAAGCUGCUGCAGGCGCAGGAUGUCCUAAAAGCCUGGGCCCUGCAGCGCCUGGAGUCGCAGGUCCCCUCCGAGCUGCGCCAGGCCGCCGCGGGCCUGCGCACGCUGGUGCUGCCCGUCAACCAGAUCUCCACGCUUCCAAACCUGGCCUGGUCGCUGAGCCAGCACCCGCGCGCCCGCUUUGCGGUGGUGGUGUCCAGCCUAGAGGGAGGCAUGCCGAUGGGGGACUUGGCGGCCAUGCUGUCGGGCUACGACGGCUUCAGCUGGCCCGCCAAUGCGCUGCUGCUGGCUGGCUUCCCGACCAAGCCGCCCUCCGAGCUGGCGCCGGUCUUCAGGCAUGUGGCCACAAUAGAGGACCGCUUUGCAGCCUGA